AUGGGAGCAUGGCUUUGCACAAGCUCAAAAAAUGCCGCAAAAUCCGAAGGCACAUUACUUCAUCCGUCGACACCCGACAAAGAUUCUCGACAUGGUGCACAACAUCAUAUCGGUAGUAGUGGUACGCAUACUGGUAUCACAAAUUCCGUUCGAAAGAAUGAAACGCGAACCGAAAGGAAACAUCCUACGGUCGAAUCGACUCCUUCUAUACGAUCCAAUGCAGUAUCAACACCGAUUAUCACAAGAGAAAGAGAAGGAGAUGACAUUAUGCAACAAUCGAAUGCAGGUAUAAGUUUAACAGAAUCGCAAUUCUAUGCGCGAACAUCAAAUACACCACAAACAAAACGAUCGGACUUGAACGAAAGAAAAAUGAACGAGAUAUCGCACGAUAAUGUCGCUGAUAUGAAAAUAAGCAGAAAUCAAAUGGUCCGAGAUAAUGUGUUACCAACACAUUGGAUUAGAGAUGAAAAAGCCGUACAAAAGCAAGAAUUCGUUCUCAAUGAACCUGUUGACACGAAUUCCCCUUCGAUGAGUCGACCGGCACGACCAUUAUCAAGCACAAGUGUUAUCAAUCCUUUUGAACGUCUUCGUCCAAUGGAUAUGCAAAAUAAGCCGCAUGAAUCCAAAGAUGAGUCUUUACAAAUCUUCGAUCAACUAUCAAAUUCAUCGAGUCAACCUAUACCACAACAGAAAAUUUCAUUGGAAUCGGUUCCUGUGAACAAAUUCACACGAAUGUCGGCGGAACCAAUCGACGAUAAUAACGAUUCAUCCACAUCCACAGCGACGAAUCGUUCAAUUCAUCUACCUGUUGAAAAACAACGCGGUAUGUCCGAAAUCAUACGAAAACGUAAUAGUCGUUCGAAAGUCGAAGAUUACAAACGAUCGAUUCAAAAAGCUAGCACAUACGACGAAGAUCAACAUACGAUUCCAUCGAAAGUUGAGCAUGAAUUAUCAUCCGUGAUAGAAAAUGCUUCACCAACGGAUCGAAAACCUAAACAAAUCAAUAAAGCAUUUUCUGUCGAUAUACCUAUCAGUUUCGAACAUAAUAAUGAUAAUCGCGCACAGAUGUCGAUCGAAAGAUUGAAUGUCUUAUUAUCAAAUGAAGAAUUGCGAGAUGUGACGAAUGAACUUGAUGAAAAGGCAAGCGUUGCCAAUAAGAAAACAUUAUUCGAAACAUUCUCAAAGGAUCCAAAACUUGGAGGAACUCUACCUCGCUCAAAAUCGUUCAAAACUGAGGAACCUGCACCACCGGCAAGAAGACUCAGUAUCGAGAAUCAACGUUUUGAAAAAGAAGAUCAACCUGAAGUCGACAGUCCAACCGAAAAGAAGCAACCCGAAGAUGAAACAUUCGAUGAUGAUAUUUCAAAACUAUCAUUCAAAGAAAAAAUGACUUUGUUCAAAAAGAAAAAUAUCAUUGGAACACCGACGCUAGCAGUAGCCAAACCGAAUCGAAGUCGACUUACACAACCAAUUACAGCCGAAGAAGUUCAAGCUGCUGUGAACUUCACUCCACCAUCGAGCACAAAAGAUUUAUCUGAAAUUCAUCCUGAAAUAUAUGAAUACCUUGAGCAUGAUCAUUUAUUUUUAUCAUCGUCCAACGCACGAGAUAUCGAUCUGCAUGAAAUGUACAAACACACAUUUGAUGAAACAAACAAAACCAAUCCACCCGACCAAGACAUAAUCCUACCGGUGAGCAAAAGAUUGGAGCAAUUCAAAAUACUUGGUGAACCCGAAUUGAUAAAGCCACACAAACUUAUGGAAGAACAUAAGAGCACGCGUAAAACACCAACAAUGAAAUACAGUGGGAAGAAAACCAAUACCGAACAGCAACAACGUGCAAAAACUGUUGAUAUUGUUCGUCUCAAAACUGACUCAACUAUUAAAUCCAAGGAUGCCAAUCAGACAUCGAUAUCAACAAAGACAAGGAAUGGCACAACAUCAGCAAAAGCGAAUCACAAUGUCGUUUCGGUAUUAAAAUCGGACACAGUAUCGGUGUUAAAGCCUGAUGAUCAUCUGGACGAUUUCUUUGGAGAUGGAAAUAAGCUGUUCGCUAAUGAAUCGUCAAUUCAUCUGGAUGCCGAUGAUCUCGAUCGUAUUGCCGAGAAUACUGUUCGAUUGCAAUCCCAACCGGCACGUGUUCGGCCACCACGCCGUCAACAACAGGGAGCGAAGAAUCCUCUCCGUCAAAUCCAAGCAACUGUACCAACAGAGAACGAAUACACUGAAGUUCGCACCGAUCUUUCAGAACAAGAAGUUCGUCGAAUUAAACGAGCACAAAUUGGCGAAAAUGCUGGUCUAGCUCAAGAAGCGUUGGCUGCACUGGCCGCAACAGAAAAUUUCGCUGAAAUAAGCUUACGUAAAGUCGAUCUCUCUCCCGUUGUCAAAUUUGGUUAUGAACCCUACAAGGAAACGAUGCUUAUCCUAAUAAAAGGCCGUCGUCAAUGUUCGUUGCGGUUAAUUAAUCCCAUUUAUGACUCAAUCAAUGAAGGCGAUUGCUAUCUAUUAAUAACACCAUUGAAAGUCUUUGCAUGGAUCGGUCGUUAUGCGAAUACAUUAGAAAAGGCAAGAACAACAGAUCUAAUUGAUUAUCUAAGACAACAUCGUGAUUUUGGUUUACGUAACGAAGUGAAGUAUUUCAUCUUAGAUCAGGCUAAAGAUGAUACAGAAGAUGACAGUCAUGCAGAAUUUCGUGAUAUGUUGCAUGGUGAAAUCGAUGAAUACAAAUCGAUGGACGAAGUCACAGAUGAUGAUGUUUAUGAGGCGAACAUCACGGAACUGACUCGCGUGUACCGAGUCGAAAACGAUUUGUUAAUGCCAUUGGAGAAUUUUUGUUUUCGUUCAUUAUCGAUUCAAAUUCUUGAUCCUAACGAAGUGUUCGUGUUUGAUUUUGGCGCUGAACUCUACGUUUGGAACGGCAAGUUUGCUGAUAAAACGAAAAGAAACAUGGGUUUACAAUUAGGUCAACAACUGUGGAAUGACACAUACGAUUACAGUGAAUGUGCACUCAAUCCAUUCGACCCACUCGAUGAACAAGCUGAUCAAACUACGUCCAGCGGUGCAGUUCGACCGGAGUGGUGUAUAUUUGGAAAACAAAAUCAAAACGUUGAAACAUUAUUAUUCAAAGGUAAAUUCUAUGAUUGGCCAGGUGAUCUUCAAGAAUUGAAACCGGCCAGUGAUACGACAAACAAUGUCACUAAAACACCGUCCUCACAACGCCCUCCGUCGAUUCUCGAUACUCUUAAACCAGCUGAUGUGCAAAAGAUGCUUUCUAAGCCGGACACUCCGGUCAAUCUAGUCCUCGAACAAGUCAGCUUAGGUCGAGGCAAACAUUGGUUUGAUCCUGUUGAAAUGCGCGGACAUGAAGUUCAAACGAAUUCGUUAGAUAUUUGGUACAUAAAUGAGAAUGAACGGUAUGAAUUACCGAAGUCAAGUUACGGUCAAUUCUAUUCCGACGAAGUCUAUAUCGUUCGUUGGAGAUAUAAAUUAGUCACAAUAGUAAACAGCAAAUCAUCCGGACAGAAGCCGGACACAGGUCGAAAUCGCGUUGCGUAUUGGAUUUGGCAAGGUGCAAACACAAAUCCGAAUGAGAAAGGUAUUUCGGCAUUAAUGUCAGUGUUCUUCGACGAAGAAAAAGGUCCACAUAUUCAUGUUACGCAAGAACAUGAAGAUGCCACAUUUUUACAAUUAUUCGAUGGUACAUUAACUAUUCAUAUGGGUAAACGGAAUCAAUUGCCAGAGAAGAAAUCCAAUUGGCAUCUAUAUGUUUUUCUUGGUGAAUUUGUGGAGGAAACACAUUGGUGGGAACUGUAUAUAAGCACAGCUAAUUUACGUAGUCGAACAUCGUUGUUAUUGACAAAUAAUCAUGAGAAUCUAAUGUUGCUCUGGCAUGGAUGUGGAACAACAGAUGAACAACAAAUAUUAGCUCAUCAGUCGGUAAUGAAAUUACGUGAACGAUGUCCGGAGGAAUUUCAUUUUGAAGGUGACAGUGAAGAUAUUGAAUUUUUCGAAAUGCAAGAAGGUGACGAGAUAGAACUGUUUUGGGAAGGAAUGAAUGAACGAAAUCAUCAACGACGAUAUUAUUCAUUACUAAAUGCACAAUCAGUUGCAAAACUCGCAUCAUCGAUACGUAUCUUUCAUUUAUCAAGUCUACAUGGUCCAUUUGUUGCUCAAGAACUUCUUUAUCCUCUUCGUUCUCCUAAUCAUAUUUCACCAUUUCCAUUUACUCAAUCUGAUCUUUAUGAACUUCACCAACCGGCUUUGUGUUUAAUCGACACAAAUGCGGAAUUAUAUAUAUGGCAAGGAUGGAAUGAUCAAUCAGAUGUUGAACAUUCGAAUACCAAUGCAUCAGUUCGUGCUCCAAGAGACAUUCGAUUCACCACAGAACGUCGUUGCGCAUUUCUGACUGCUCUGAACUAUUACAAAGCCAAAACGGGUUCAUCUACACUUGAUCUACCAUGUUCGAUUGUCUAUGCUGGUUUAGAACCAAUCGAUUUCAUCAAUUUAUUUCCGAAAUGGAAUGUACAUAUCAAAGCUCGACAACGAAAUCAAAUGGAAGGUAAAAAAGUGAAUCAAAAAGAUUCAGUCAUCGAUGUACUGAAUAACUUGUGUCGAGAACAGUAUAGUAUUGAAGAACUUCGCGCUCGUCCAUUACCCGAAGGUGUUGAUCCGUCGAAAAUCGAAUCGUAUCUAUCGGAAGCUGAUUUUCAAAAAGAAUUUCAUAUGACGAAAGAUGAAUUUUAUGCUUUGCCAUAUUGGAAACAAACGAAUAUAAAAAAACCGCUCGGCUUUUUUUAA
Adineta ricciae is the source of this 4794-nucleotide messenger RNA. The record is from the annotation of a GenBank genome assembly. Lineage: Eukaryota; Metazoa; Rotifera; Eurotatoria; Adinetida; Adinetidae.